CACAAGGUAUAAAUCAACUCCACCAUCUUCAAGCACGCUGCACAGACCACCCCUAUCUGCCGUGGAUGAGGACCCGCCCAAACGCCAAACGCAUCCGUACCCCAACAGAACUACAUCCUCGGUCGCAGGCAACACCCUGUUCAGAAACGCGUGAGUCGCGGGUUGUGACACCGACCACACCACAGGGUGCUCAGGGCAGCAGCGACAUACGCCAUGAAACACGCAUGAAGCAUCACAGCGCAGGACACACGCAAACGAUCCCUUCAGGACUUCCGCCCCCGACCGCCAAACAGGAAGUGACUGCGACAGGAACGAUGCCACCAAACACUUCCGGCGUGUCUAAACAAUACAAGCGCCACGAAACGCCGCGAAUGCCGCGAAACACUGCCGCACACAUCACGACUGGCGCAGGACCACGUCAUCGAUAUCCGGCGCAGGACUACGUCAUCGAUUACCACAGGGCAGUAGCAACUGACUUCCGUAGAGCAUAUGUAAUCCAUCUUGUUCAGGUUCAGAAAGACGAGCGGCAUCGAACGGACACGACCGCACCACCGACCGAGGCAGGACCGCUCCAAUGAGCACGUAAAGGACCAUCGCCAUCGGCGUUGGCCGGACGCGGACAUUCGAAGGCGACAUGACAUGCAUCAACAACGAUAACAUGAACAUGGGUUAUUCAC
Aphanomyces astaci is the source of this 677-nucleotide messenger RNA. RefSeq lists its product as hypothetical. NCBI's taxonomy places the organism in Eukaryota, Oomycota, Saprolegniomycetes, Saprolegniales, Verrucalvaceae. The record is from RefSeq and is a predicted model, not a curated record. Bases 66 to 578 code for a protein of 170 amino acids. The transcript has 2 exons.